AUGCUCAUCACUAUAAUAGGCGCGGGAUGGAACGGCUGUCACUUAGCCUGUGAGCUCUCUGAACUUGGAUACCAAAUCAUUCUUAUAGAUCGUGAGAGCCAAAUCUUCGCCGGUACUUCUGGGUUAUUUGGCAUUCGUCUCCAUCGAGGAGCGACACUAAGAACAAAUAGCUUCGACCAUUUCCGCGAGAAAUACCGCGGCCUUGUUUUUGAACACGAGUUUUCAAUUUAUGCCAACGGACUUGUUGACUCAGAGAACUUCCCGUCCAAGGUCUCCGAUGAUACUUUUCACAAAGUUUGUAUGGAAUAUCGCGGAUGUAAAAAGGUCGACCCCGCUGUGCAUUGUUUAGACGGGAUAAGUUCCGCCUAUGAGCUUGAUGAACCGAGUGUUGCAAUCGGAUCAUGCGCGCGGAGCUGGUUUGAAAACAAACUGGAGAAGGCCAGGGUAUCUGUCAUCUUGGAUACAACUGUUUUACACAUUAAGCAAGCUGCUAUCCCCAACAAGACAAAGCCAACCAUCAGCAUCACCAUUCAACAAAAUAAGACUGCUGGUGAGAAGACGAAAGUAAGGCACUCCACCUUCCUAACCGAUGUCGCGAUAAAUUGCACUGGGUUCCACGAGUUCGUCCCUAAAGCCAUAUCCGAUCCUACAUCCCCCAUUUACUUUGAGUAUACAUACCAAGUAUGUCUGGCUCUAAGGUUCAGGGAUAAUAGGCCAACUUCCAAUAAACCCGUUUCGUUCACCUGUAUGGAUGGCUGGUUUCCGUGUCUUAUGCCUGCUAUAUCCGACACUAAAGACAGUAUGAAGCCCCAGCGAGACUACAUCCUUACUCACGGUGCCUAUACAAUCUUGGGCUCCUUUAGCACCUUAGACAAAGCCCAUCACCUUCUCUCCAACACGCUUACAGAUGAAAUUGUUGCAGCGAAUAUCUGUGGUCCGGCUGAAAGCGAGAUGCGGCGGUUCUGGCCUGAAUUCUCUUGUCGUUUUACCUAUGAAGGCUGGUAUGGCACUGUUCUGGCUAAACCAAAGUGCCCAACUGAAUUUCGGAGUGGCUUUACCUUCGAACACCAGGGUGUUAUCCAUGUUUUCCCCGGAAAGGUUAGCAAUGUCAUUGAUGUUUUCAAUGAAGUCAUAACCUUGUUACGAACGAAGGAUGUCACGAGUGUCUCGAGUGACCUCAUUUUACAAGACCGUGGAUUCCGUUUCCUUGCUGGCGGCGUUUUCCAUAACGGCCUAAGUGAGUUGCAAAAGAGAGCUCUGAAAAACGACCGCAGCACGAGCAGCUUGCAGACAUUGGACCGCAUUUUAGGACGUGUACAAGAAGAGUAG
Penicillium odoratum is the source of this 1329-nucleotide messenger RNA. RefSeq names its product FAD-dependent oxidoreductase. Gene Ontology annotation, molecular function: oxidoreductase activity. The record is from RefSeq and is a predicted model, not a curated record. Bases 1 to 1329 code for a protein of 442 amino acids. Lineage: Eukaryota; Fungi; Ascomycota; Eurotiomycetes; Eurotiales; Aspergillaceae. The transcript is spliced from 2 exons.